GUGUGUGUGGAUGGUCGGCGUAACGCUGGCGGGCCCCAACGAGGCGGCGGGCGGCGACGAUCGAUAGGGCGGGCGCGGCGCUGCAGUCGGCAUACACCGCCGCCUGACGCCUGCCGUCCUAGCCUUCCGACACUUUAGCGACCGCUCGCGUCGCGAUAACUCGCGACGAUGCGCGGCGACCGCGCCGCGCGCGACACGCGCCACAAUAAAGAUCACGAAAACUUAAAAUCAUCACUGAAAAAGGGCACCAAAUCUAAAAAGCACCGAGUUAUAUUCGAUGAGAGCGCUAACGAAUUUUUUGAAGCUGAUUACAUUAUCGUCGUGCGCGAUGAAUGUGGAUACUCUGAUGAGGGUGAAGGCGAAGAAUGUUCGGGUUGUGGCGCGUGCGAGCGGUACCAAGAGCCGGAGCCGGGCGCGCUCAGCCCACCAGAAGGCUACAAAGACAUGGGCCUCUUCAACCGCGAUGGAACUUUGCGCGAGCAAGCUUGGUGGGAAGCCGGGGACGUGCUGCUGGUGGGCGAACGCUCGGGAACGGUGUUCACGCCGCAGCACCUGCAGCUGUUGCGGCGGCUCCAGCGCGAGAGGAUGCUGCGCUCCACCAUCUGUGCUGACUGUGACGCACACGCCGCUCUGCACCAGCCUCUAGAAAUGGAAUACAGCUAUGAAGAGGAGGAGGGGAGUGACGUGGAGACGGAUUUGCGGCCGGUCGCUCGCCGGACGGCUAAGCACAUCGCCGCCGGGGAAGAACGACCGCGGAUCAAUUCCAGCCAACAGACCACCCCCACCGAUGAGUGCAACCCGGAGAUCUGUGUGGAAGAGGCGAAGCCUGAAAUGCCAUCAGCCCCGCUAACUAGCGAAGAUAGCGACACGGCGGAUACCGAUGGCAGACUGUCUUCCGAGUGCUCGCCGUUACCGCAGCGUCGGGGUGGAAUAUUAAAAGGGGGGAGGCUUUGGAAGUCGUUGGACACCGACAAGGACAUAAAUGAACAGAACGAUGAUCAGCGGUCCACGACCACAGCCAGCGACGAAGACGGUUCCAUCACACCACGGUCUGUACGAUUUUUAGAAAGACCAAAGGAUUCGGAGGAUGAGCAUUCAAAGAAGGAACCAGAAACGGUUCACACUCAAACUGAAAAUAAUGAAACUACAACACAACAAAAGGAAUAUAACUCCACAAGCGGAACUCACAGACUGGAGACGCCGCUCAUCCUAACGAUCAACGCGCCCAAAGCUAAUUCGGCGGUUCAGCAGUUGUUCAACAGCGGCAGACCGCCGCCGCCCGCCAUCGAACCACAGUUAGUCACUUCUGAAACGCUGAGGGCAUGGGAUGCGGGUGUCAGACCCAAGACUGAGGAGGCGGCGGUUCGCCGCGUAGCUGAAAGAAAUGCAUUACGCUGCUCUUUACUCCGUAGCGAGGCCAGGAAAAAACAACAACCAAAGCAGGAAACGACGUCUCUCGCCGAGCGCAUUCGUUUACUGACUUGUGAUGUCGAGGAUGAGCCGGAGGAGCAGAGAGCAUCGCCCGCCGGAGCCAUUGGCGACAAGAUGUCGAGCAGCAGUGACAAAUCGAGCGACAAGUCCUACAAUAGCAUUGACAAGAACAGCGAGAAAGCUUUCGGCAGCGCAUCGUCGAGCUCGUCGUCAUCGACAAUAUCAGUGCCUCUGCCCACACGCCAGCUUCCCCCCGACUUGGGUGACGUACAUCAGGAGCCCCAAAAGCCAAAGUCAGAACCGAGGCGACAGUUCCUAUCUACACUGGCGCCAUUGACCGCCUGCGUGGGAAGUGCAGCUCAUCACGAGGGCUUCUACUACGUACCACCUGGAGAUCGUACGUCGGCAUCAUCAGCCACUAACCUAGACUUACAGGAGCAUACAGACGCUCCAGCACCGGACGUAGUCGCAGGAACUCCCGGAGCUGGUGAAGGUGACGACGGUCUGGCUGCUUUCGCUAGGGCUACUGCUCCAAGGACUGAAAGACUGAGGCAGCGAUACGGCCAGGAGUCACAACCCGUCAGCAGCGACGAUGAGCAUGAUGACUACGGUUUCCACCGCCGACCGGCCGUUCGCGGUAUUGCUAUAAAGCAGCAGCUUGGCGCAUCCGACGAUAUAUUGCAACAGAUGCAGAACGAAUUGCAGCCAUCUCCAGGCACGACGCCGCAACAAAUGCCGCCCUCACACGCUUGCCAACGCACAAACUCCAACUAUUCUUGGCCUUACUAUUCUGAAGCCAAUCUUAAUUCACGGCCACAAAGCAGAACUAGUGCUAAUUCAAACUGGUCCAAAUCGUCCGACUAUAUGCCUUCGCGACCGUGCCAGAGUACUCCGGUGCCGCAGCAGCACUCGGACGCUUGCUACGCCCACGCUCAGAACAUGGCGUCCUACGCACACUAUCAGCAACAGCGGCAGCAGCAGGAGAGCAUGUACCGCAACUGUUCUCUCUACGCCAAUAUCGGGUGUUCGGACAGUAGCCAGGAGCUAUACAGCUCCCAAACGAGCUCGGAGCAGACAUCUCCGGUGCGCGCUGUGCCACGCUGCCGCCGCCCGGAGUCUCCGCCACCAAUCCGGAGCCACCAUCAACUGCUUUACCUGCCAUACAGUUCCCACUAUCACUACCAACACCAUGCCGACUACGGUCAGCAGCAAUGGCAGCAGGCUAACGACUACAACCGCAUGCACUCGUAUUACCAGCAGCAAGCCCGCAGCGGUGCGAGCACGCCACAGCCGGCCGCAGCACAGCCACAGCGAGCGCACUACACACAUGCGCUUCAAUUGCAGACGCUCUGCCCUGCACCCGCGCGCUACAGGCCUGUGCCAGCCCCUCAACCUGGAGGUGGAAAGCAAAUGAUUUGCUACUCUGAGAAAGUGGCGGCUCCGAUGUACCAACCGGCACCAGGGUCUCCAUCCAGAGCUGCCAGGGGGGCUCCAGAGGGUGCGCCCUCUGGGGUAUCUGCACAGCAAGCCACGUCACCAAUGGCACCUCCCCCGAACCCCGUCUACUAUGCCAUGAACGUCUGACGGGGGGACUAGGUGAGAAUCGUGGUGGGCCCCACAGGAGAGGUCCGUGUCAGUAUUCAGCCACCAGAGAACACAACCAUUCCAACAAAGAAAAAAUAACAGUUGUUGUCGAUCCCUGCACAAACAGGAGUUUAAAAAUUGUUUACCCUAAAUGGUAACAGCCACGUUAACGAUUAUAUAAUGGUAUGUCGAUGUAUAUAAAGUAAUUUGUCCAUGUUAUUAUAAUUCUUGAGUAUCAGAAAUGUUUUAGGUGAGAAUAAUCAUAAGAUUCAUAAGUAGUUCUGUGAAUAUUAACCUUUUUUGGGACCGAUACAACAAAAUCACCACGUCUUCGUUGUAUAAUUAUUAAUGUAAAUAUUAAUAGUUCUAUGUGUGUAUCUAAUCAAGUUUGUGCGUGUUCAGAUAAGCAAUAAUUUAAACGCAACUCUUCACAGUUCUGCUCUUCUGAUUUUUAAUUCAUGUUCUUCUUAAAACCAAAAUUACUUACCAAAGAUUUAUUGUGUUACUCUAAACCAAAUUAUUUGCCAAAGUGUACAUUUAUUUUAUUUUUAACUUUUUUAUCGAAAUACUAUACAUGUUAUUAAUAGAAUAGAAUAAUUGAUAAUUAAUUGCUUUUCAUAUCGUGAUAUUUAUAAAACCCAUAGAAUACAGUUGUAGAGCUCCAAGCAGCUGAGAUUUUAAAAUUUAAAUGUUUGCUUCUGAAAUAAUUGUCAUAAAGUAUAAUAUUCCUUAAAUAAAAUAAUAAAUAUCGUCUGAUGUGUUAGUUUAUAUGUAUGGAGAAUUGUGUAAAACUGAUGUUGGAUUUUGGGUUGCUAGAGACAUAACUAUGACGAAGAUUACAUCUCGAUAAGGAAAGUGUUCUGAAAAAAUGAAUUGACACGGCCUAGAUUAGAAGGUAAUGUGAUUUAUAUUUAAAUAAUUGUAGUUCAUAACUUAAAUGAACUUUGAAUGCCGGAAAAGUAAACCUAGUUAUAUGAAAUAUCCCAAAAUUUCUGUCUACAUCAGUAUAUUAUAUGAAAAAUUUCAAUUUCUGUCUAUGUGAGUAAAUUACAUGAUACUAAACAAUUUUUCAACACUAUCAAUAGAUGUCUGAAAUGAAUAUUGUUCUACAGUAAUGCGAACCAAUUUUACCGCAUUUAUAAUGAAUAUAUACCUAAUAUUUAAAAACUUAGAUCUCAUUGUUGAUGUUGUUCGUGAAAUGGCCUUAUUGGGGCCUACCAGUUAAGUAUAUGAUUAGGUAGGUAAGUAUUCACGCUGCGUUUGCAACCCGUUCAUUUACCACUAGACUGGCCAUGAAGUAAUGAAGAUAUGAAACCUUCAUUGCUAACUGUUUAUUAAAUAAAUUAUAUCCUGUAAAGUCAGUGAGCGGGUUGCUACACAGGAAACUAAUUUCUCUAAGUUUGGCUAAUCAACGGACCAUUUGUUACCAUGCAAAUAUCCAAACUAGUGCCAAAAUAAGUAUUAGCGACGUAGUGUUCGAAACGAGAGCUAUGUUAUUUGUAAAUACCUACGAGAUUAGGUUUACGGAUUCCUAUUGCCGGCCUAUAAUUCUAUUAAGUUAAUUUAGGUUACUCAUCUUUAUUGAUAAAGCCUGUGAAUGGUAUCAUUCAAACCACUAACAAAAGAACUUGUAAAUUACUCAAAAUCAAAAGUAUUUCUCGGCUGACUGGACAAAGUGAGGGACACCUCGAUUUUCAUUAAGAUAAAAUUAUCGAGUAUUAUAAAUUACUUAUUAUUUAGUAUAUUUUAAGACAAUAACUUUUAUGUUUAUUACCAUAAGAUCGCUUUCGCUAAUAUUACCUACAUUAAAACAGUAGAUAUUAUUUUAUAAUAAUAAGAUUGGCUUUCACGUGUUUAUUGUGUAAAUUAUUAGAUGUAACUUCAGCUUACUGAUUAGGAGUGUCUAGAGAAGGCAAUCUAUUAACAACCACCAUAGAAAAAAAUUAACGAAGUUGCACAACUACUAGACCAAAAAGGGAGACCAAAAUUGAACCUCAUUCCUUUGAAAAUAGGUAGAAAACUAUUUUUGAGACAUCGACACUGGUAUCAUGCUAAUUAACUAACUUACCAAUUUAGUGUCAUCUCUAUAAGUAUAGAGAUAAUGAUAUAAUAAGAACAAAAAAAUAAGUUACCCAAUGGGUCACUGUUAUGAUACAUUAAUUUGAUAUCUCGUACCUAAUGCUGAGAUACCAUUCAUUCACAACGAUUUGUUCAUAUAUACAAUGAGAUACACGAUUUUCAAAAUCAAUUACAAUUUAUGCCACCAGUGACACUACUGUAGGUCAAAACAAAUGUGACCUGUAGUUCAAAAAGGACCUGAACUAGUGGUACAUAGGGAAGUUAGACACCUACUGAAACUAUAAUGUAAGCCGAUGAAAUCCUAUUGAAAAUUUUCAGAAAAUAUUUGGGACAAAGAUUCUUGUAAAAAGUUUUAGGAUAAAAAAAUGUGUUAUUAUUGUAGCAAAAGUGUUACCGGAGAGUAAGAGUAACCUAUUUUGUAAAUUGAUGCAAUGUAAAUAAUUAAAAAAUAACUUAAUGUGAAGCCAAAUCUGUAGAGUAGAAUGAAAAUAUCCCAAUUCAAUUGACCUAAGUAAUGCCUACUUUCUAAAAAGGUUGUUACUUCAUUAGUAAACUUUCUCAUGCCUACCAUUAUUGUUAAUCUUAAAUGUGUUACUUCAUUCCACCAAUGUAGAUAAGAACUGCCCCAUGUAGACUCGGAAUGUCAAUAUUACUAAAUAUACUUGGUAGAUAAAUGUCCAUAUAAUUACAGAUCAACAACGCAAUUCUUAUAACUAAUGCUUGAGUUGAGGGUUCACGUUAUAUAAUUGUUUAUAUUUAAGUAUAAGUAAUAGAUCUAUUCAAAAGAACUCAUUAAUCAAUGUUUUCGGUCUUGUGAUAUUGUUGUUUUGCUGCUUAGCAGUUUAUUUAGAAUUUUUUUAUAUGAUUUUAUAAGAAAAUCACAUAUUAUUGUAGAUGUUAAUCUGCCUAUAUAUUAAGUUGUGUUUAAUUGUUAUUUGGGAUCAUGUUACAAUGAAAAAAUAUUAUGAAUUGAUGAUGUUCGCUAAGCUAGUCAAACUUAUGACCAACUACUAUUAUAUCAUAAUUUAAUGUACUGUACCCCUUAACCAAAUGGCAGUAGUGUGAUAUUGAAAAUGUGUAAAUGUUAUUUAUUUGUAUAAUGUUAUGUAAAUGAUUUUGAAUUUUUGUGUUACGUAAUCACUGUAGCCUAAUACAUCUGCAAUACAAGACACAUCACAAGUGCAUUGCAAACUGUUUAAUUUCACAAUGGUUUCCAGAAUUGCCACAUGUAAAUAUUAUACAAUAUUGUCUGUUUGUAAUUCUGAAUGUUCAUAGCACUUGAGACACUAGAAUCCGGUGAAUGAUUAACUUUUGUUUUGAUAAGAAUAUCACCUAUACUGAAGGUAAAAUAACCUUUUCAUUGUCACUGUAAAAGCCACAUUUUAUUAAUAAAUCAAUGGUAAUAAAAUUUCAAAAAUUCAUUCACAUUUCAUACAUGAAUCUCAUAUUUAGUAGUGAAAUUAAAUAAAAAUAAGAACAAAAGGGAUGUUGUGAGUAGCAUUACAUAGAAAUGUAAGCAGUUUAUUUUCUCAGACUUGUAAGUAUUAACUCAAAAUUUUGAUAUACAACAUAGUAACUUACAUAUUUGGAAUGAUGAGUGAUUCAUACAAAAAAAGAGCUCUUAUGGUGUUAAAUGUUACUGCGAUUGAGAUAGUAAAUGGACAAAUUCCAUUUUAAAAAUGUAACUUUCAAAAAGUGUAGUCACAAUUGUUAAAAAUAUGUUUAUUGAAAUUCUUGAAGUAUUUCCUUGAUAAAUCAAUAAGGCAAAUACCAAGUAAAACGCACAUUACACAUGCCAGAGGCAGAAAUUGUGAUGGGUCACAAACAAGAUUCCAAAAUCUUUUUUCAAGUCUAAAUCUUGAUGUUUAUUGAUUUUUAUAUAACUUUACACGGUAUAGAUAGGUGUAUAUAACAAAAUACUAGUUGGGCAUUAUUAAUUUACGGAGAUGGAAAUCAUACUUGAGUACUUUAUUGCACUUUUAGUCCAGUAUUGUGAUGAGACUUGAGCUGUUUUAAAAUGAAUAAAUUUUCUGUGGCAAGUAGACAAAUUAAUACAAACAUUAAUUAGCUGAUAAAUGUAUAAAUGUUUUAAUACAUCAGUACUCGUUGAUCUCAUAAUAUAGUAUUUUAUCUUAAAAGCUCUUGAAACUGAGCAUUUUUACUAACUUUUGGUCAUCAGUAUUUAAAUAACCAUUUUGGGUGUUGUGAAUACUUGUAUUUACAUAUGUAUGCAUCUUAUUAUUUCAAUUUUAUCAAAUCUUCCGUAGUGGAUGUCGUUUGAUAAUAAAAAUAGUAGCCAAGUUAAUGAAAAUGCUGCCAUUAUAUAAGUAAAUAUUGCUUCGACCUGAAUUUAAUACACUUUCAGCAUUUGUAUAUAUAUGAAUUAUUUUGUUAUAAAAUCAUGUAAUAUUUGGGCCUAUUUGUAUCUUUCGAGUAGUUGCCACCAAACAAGGUACAUACAUAGGAGGUGAAAAGCUUUAUAAAAAUAUAUUGAAACUCCAACAACUAAUCUUAUAGUUUUGCUCAAAUUAACUUGCUCAACUGAGAAAAUCAUUCCGAGACAAACAUAAUGUAUUGACCCACCUCAAAAAAACUAUCUAGACACCCAGAAAAGCUUAAAUAGGCCCAUUUUACAUUAUUUUAACACUCUUUGAAUACAAUUAUGUUAGUCAUUAGUUUUAUAAUAAAUGAAUUGCACUGUAAGUUUAUUUUACGUCUUUUAGUUAUUCUGAAAGUUGUUGAUUACUUAUAAUUUAUUACUGUUAUUGUACCUUUAUAGACUUUAUUUCCAUUUAAUGCAUAGGUAUUUAAUACCAAAAUUAAAAUACAUAUUAUUAUAUAUAUUUAUAUAUACACAUAUAUAUAUAUAUGAAUAGCGUAAUUACUUCUUUCUUUAGAUGCUAUUAUGAAUACAGUAGUUAUAAAUUAAAUUGAUAUAUGUAUAAUGAGUGUUAGGGCAAAAAAUCGCCACAAAACGUUUCAAAAUACCCAUGUACAAAUGUAUUUGUAGAUCGGUAAAUCAAUAAAAAAACAUAUAAAUGAAA
Molecule: messenger RNA, 8138 nt
Organism: Spodoptera frugiperda (fall armyworm)
Lineage: Eukaryota; Metazoa; Arthropoda; Insecta; Lepidoptera; Noctuidae
Exons: 17
Coding region: 169-3015 (948 amino acids)
Source: RefSeq, a predicted model, not a curated record